GCCACCUUCCAACCUGACUAAUAACGAAUUUAAGUAGGUGAAAGGUGAAUUUGAGCCUCAUGUCGCCAUCAAAGCUAGGUCAAUUUCAGCCUAUGAGUCCGUCUUGGAGUCUACAAUUUUGCCGCAUUCCCAAAAUUUCUCCUAGUCGUCUCAAUUACCUCUCUAUUCAAGUCGCUUUGACUUGAAUAUCUCAUUCAUACUUUCACUUCAAACGUCCUGCACCUUCCCUGUUCUCUGCUGUCCUAGCAGAUCCAUUUUGAAACAUGGGGGACCCGAUGGACUUGGACUCUCCCACUAACGCUCUGAAGCGAAAAGCGGAUACAGACAUUAAAUAUCCUUUGAAAAGCACGUCUCCCAAAGGCGGCGAAGUACUCUCAAGUAUUUGGAAUACCGACGAUAAUUCCUCCUCGUUUCGAAAGUUUCCUCAAAAGUCCUCGAGCUUGCCUUUUUGCCAACCGAUUGAUUACACCUCGAUCAGCGGGCCAACAUACCUCACUGCUCAAACCUUAAUUCAACAGGUCGCAUAUGCCCUCUCCGAUAAGAUCUUCUCAUACUCACCGGAGUCCUUCGAUUUGGAUGUUGCUGUCAAGGAAUGGGCUGCCUCGAACUCCAAGAAUGCCAAUGGCUAUACUACACAAGUCGCCCCCAUGCAGACGAGGUCUGGUGCGGGAGCAAUUGCGUUGGGAUAUAUGUUCUCUAAAGAUUUCGAUUUGACCAAGAGACAUAUUCCUCAGUCUUUGUUGGCCUCUUCGUCAAGCUUGCACAGUCUGCGUGCUGCCCUCGACCAACUUUCACUCCUAUACUCUGUCGCCAAUCCAUUCGUGGCCCACGUUGCAGCGGUUGACUAUGCUCCUGGCUCCUCUCGAGCAUUGGUCACUGAUUAUGCCACUGCUUUGACUGUGGCAGAGGAGUUGGGACUUGGACUCGUGUCUAGCUCUUCUGCAUACGAAGCUCAGCAUAUGUCCCUCUUCUCUACUAUAUUGGCCAACGUUCUGCCUACGAUUCACAUAUAUGAUGGUGUUAAUGUUGGUCGUGACACAUUGCGUGUUAUUGACGUCUUGAACCAGUCUGGCUUGAGCAGCGCAUAUACCAAUGUGCUAAAGGAGCUUGAGAAGCUCAGUAAGAGAGCAGAUGCUGAAACGAAGGUCACUCAAUUGCUCAAUGCAUUCAACAACGAGCUCGGAACUGCCUAUAACCUCUUCGAGUACCGUGGACACAACAAUGCUGAAAUUGUAUUGGUUGUCUUCGGGAGCGUCGAGAGCUCGCUUGCGGGCCAGGUUGCUGAGAAAUUGGCUACUGAUGGCUCGAAGGUUGGUGUGCUAAAUGUUCGAGUGUACAGACCAUUUGCAGAGGAUGCUUUCCUGAAUGCACUUCCUGCUUCAGUCAGAAGUAUUGCUGUCCUUGGCCAGGUGCUUGACCAAGCCACUGUAGCAGACGAGUCUACACACUCGAGCCUUUACGAAGAUGUACUGGCUGCAGUUGUGUUCUCUGAAAAAUGGCACACCAAACCUGCUAUUGUUGAUGUGAAGUACUCUCGCGCAGAGACAUUUACACCAAGCUCAGUUGCGGCUAUCUUCAAUCAAUUGACUGGUAAGCCAACUGAAACGGUCGAGAAGAUUGAGCUGUUGGGUGCUGGGCAAGCUGAGCAAUACACCUUCUGGGAUUUGGAUGACUCUGAAGCCGCUGUCGCUCCAGUUGCUCUUGGAAAACUCUUUUCUACGAAUGCGGCAGCCAACGUUAUCACCAGUCAAACGCAUGACAACUUCGUUCAAGGUGGAACUAUCAGGACUGAUAUUCGAAGUUCUAGAAAGUCAAUUGAGGCUGCUUACCCUGUUGAUGAGGCCGAUGUCGCUUAUGUAGGAGAAGAGAAGCUCCUCAAGGAUAUCGGUAUUGUCAAGAAUAUUAAGAAUGGUGGCAAACUCAUUCUUAAGCUCCCAGGUGUCAAGGAUGAAGAUCUGGAGAAAAAGCUAUCUAUUCCUGUUCGAAACGAAAUCAAGUUCAGAGGCAUCGAGUUGUUCCUUCUCGACCCGGCUCUGUCAGCUGCUGUCGAAAAGGAUUCUGGUGUUGAGACUUUGGCGGUGGAGUUGGCCUUCCUCAAGGUUGCUCACCCAGAAAGCUACGAAGUUGCCGGCCAGAAGCUAGCAGCUCUUGGAGGUGAUGUUACAGCGAGGAAGGCUCUCGUUGCCGAGAUUUCUGGCGAUUUGGAGAAGAUCUUGCGACAGAUUGAGAUUCCAGAAUCAUGGGCCGAAGUCGAGGUCGACAAGGAAGCUCCUGCCCUCCCAGCUACAAUCAAGUCAAGCAGUUUCACUGGCUUUGAGAAGGAAGAGACUGAGGCACCUUCUCUGUUGCGCAACUGGGAGUCUGCUGCAAAGGGUCUUGUUUUCAAGGAGGCUUAUGGCACCAAGACUGCCCUGAGACCAGAUCUCACUACGAAGACUUACGAGAUCACCGUUCAAGAGAACCGUCGAUUGACACCUCUGACUUACGAUCGUAACAUCUUUCACAUCGAGUUUGAUCUUGGUACCUCUGGUCUCACCUACAAUAUUGGUGAAGCGCUUGGCAUUCAUGCUGAGAAUGACGUUGAUGAGGUUAUUCAAUUCAUGGGAUUUUACGGUUUGAACGCCGAGGAUGUCGUCGAAGUCCCAUCUCGCGACGAUCCGAAUGUUCUCGACACUAGAACUGUCUUUCAAUCACUGGUACAAAACAUCGACAUUUUUGGAAAGCCGCCCAAGCGCUUCUACGAAGCUCUUGCGGAAUUCGCCUCCGAUGAGAAUGAAAAGAAGGAACUUCUUACACUAGGCGGUCCAGAGGGCGCGAAUGAAUUCAAACGCCGCGCUGAAGUCGACACAAUUACUUAUGCGGACAUUCUCCUCGAAUUCAAGUCUGCUCACCCCUCAUUCCACGAUAUCGCUCGCAUCGUCAGCCCCAUGAAACGCCGUGAGUACUCCAUCGCCUCUUCUCAAAUGGUCAACCCCACCACCGUCGCCCUAAUGAUCGUCGUCGUCUCCUGGGUCGAUCCUAAAGGCCGCGAUCGCUUCGGACAAGCAACUCGCUACCUCAGCAAACUUCCCAUUGGAGCAAAGGUCACCGCAUCCGUCAAGCCCUCCGUCAUGAAGCUUCCAGUCAAAGACACCGCACCACUCAUCAUGGCCGGUCUAGGCACAGGACUCGCGCCCUUCCGCGCCUUCGUCCAAUACCGCGCCAUGCAAAAAGCGCAAGGCAAAGAAAUUGGUUCUAUCCUCUUGUACAUGGGCUCUCGUCACCAACGAGAAGAAUACCUGUACGGUGAAGAAUGGGAGGCUUAUCAAGAUGCCGGCGUCAUCACUUUGUUGGGUAGAGCAUUCUCCCGUGACCAGCCGCAGAAAAUCUAUAUCCAGGAUAGAAUGCGACAGACCAUUCAAGACAUUAUCAAGGCGUAUAUUCAUGAGGAAGGAGCGUUCUAUCUUUGCGGACCGACGUGGCCAGUUCCGGAUGUGACGGAGGUCUUGGAGGAGGCUAUUAAGAGGGAUGCGGUAGCGAAGGGAGGAAAGAAGGUUGAUUCUAGGAAGGAGAUUGAGAGGCUGAAGGAGGAGCUGAGGUAUGUUCUUGAGGUUUAUUAGGGGAUGGUUGGAUUUGUAAGAUGCGAGGCCUUGGGGAAAGGGGAGAUAGCUAGAAUGUAGGAUGAAAUAUAGCAAGCUCUAGCAACCACACAUCUUUCUUUCGAAGGCUUGCCAUUCUCCCGGAUGAUACAUGUUACACUAGCCUCUCUCAUUUCAGACCAGUGAAUGUCGGAUUCUAAACCGCUCAUUCUCGGGUAACGGUUUAAAGCUUCUCGGCAUGCUAAUGUCGGUCUCCAUUUCAAUGCCCGGUACCUUGGAAUGUCCGGUCGAUUUACAACAUAAAUCCUCUAAGCAACCUCAUCGUUGUUAUAGCUCGCACAUAC
Messenger RNA from Mollisia scopiformis, 3922 nucleotides. RefSeq lists its product as uncharacterized. Gene Ontology annotation, molecular function: sulfite reductase (NADPH) activity; oxidoreductase activity, acting on the aldehyde or oxo group of donors; FMN binding. The transcript has 2 exons. Gene Ontology annotation, cellular component: cytosol. Lineage: Eukaryota; Fungi; Ascomycota; Leotiomycetes; Helotiales; Mollisiaceae. The coding region runs from base 264 to 3599 and encodes 1111 amino acids. The record is from RefSeq and is a predicted model, not a curated record.